GCAUGGUGGAGAAGCGCGGCCCGCUGCAGAGGGACGGCGUGUACCGCUGGUUCUCGGAGCUGCCGUCGCCGCAGCGCGUGGAGUUCCUGUGCGGCCUGCUGGACCUGUGCAUCCCGCUGGAGCUGCGCUUCCUCGGCUCCUGCCUGGAGGACCUGGCGCGCAAGGACUACCACUCGCUGCGCGACUCGGAGAUCAAGGCCAACAACCCGGCCGACCUGGGCAGCCUCACCAACCUCACGGACGAGGUGGUGCGCAGCAAGCUGCUGGUGUCGCUGGCGCUGCUGGGCUCGGAGCAGCGCGAGGCGGCGGGCGUGCUCUACCGCACGCUCACGCACAUCGACUCCAUCAUCCACAACUACGGGCUGCAGCUCAACGAGGGCCGCACGGGCGAUGAGUUCCUGCUGCUCUUCACCAUGGCCUCCAACCACCCGGCCUUUAGCUUCCACCAGAAGCAGGUGCUGCGCCAGGAGCUCACGCAGAUCCAGAGCAGCCUGAGCGGCGGCGGCGGCGGCGGCGGAGGCGGCGGCGGCGGCGGAGGCGGCGGCGGCGGAGGGGGGCCCGGGGGGCCCGGGGGCAAGAGCGCGCCCACCUGCCCGGCCUGCCACAAGAUUGCUCCCAGAGCUGAGACCCCAGUCCACAGUAACAGUCUGCAGAACGCCCUGCACACAUCAGCACAUUCCACGGAGGAUUCGCUGCCCAAGAGGCCUCUGGGAAAGCACAGCAAAGUGAGUGUUGAGAAGAUAGACCUGAAGGGAUGGUCGCACACAAAAAAUGACAGGAGUGUUGAAUGCUCCUUUGAGGUCUUGUGGUCUGAUUCUUCAGUAACGUCAGUAACCAAAUCUUCCUUAGAAGUGACUGAGUUUAUCUCAAAGUUAUCUCAGCUUUACCCCGAAGAGAAUGUGGACAAACUCAUUCCUUGCUUGGCUGGCUCAGACUCCUUCUAUGUGGAGCGGAACCAUGUGGGUCUGGAAGCGGGCCUGAGAUUCUUGGCUUCAUUACCUUCUCACAUAUUAAAAAAUGACCAUGUUAAGAAAUUUUUCAGCACCUCAUCUCCCACCCAACAGCUUCAAAGUCCAAGCCCCGGCAACCCCUCCCUUCCUAAAGUAGGAGCCGUGAUGGGUGUGUCUGGAAGGCCUGUGUGUGGAGUGGCCGGCAUCCCGUCCUCGCAGAGCGGUGCUCAGCACCACCUGCAGCACGCGGCCGGCGUGGCCGCCGCCUUGCCCCACUGCUCCCAUGCCGGGGGCGCGGGCUCAGCGCUGGCCUACCGGGCCCAGGUGGACAGCUCACCCGCCAUCCUGAUGCCGCCCAGUCUGCAGGCCCCACAGCCCCAGGAGCAAAAUGGAAUAUUAGACUGGCUGAGGAAGCUGCGUUUGCACAAGUAUUACCCCGUCUUUAAACAGCUCACCAUGGAGAAGUUUCUGAGCCUUACUGAGGAAGAUUUGAAUAAAUUUGAGUCCCUCACCAUGGGAGCGAAGAAAAAACUCAAGACUCAACUGGAGCUGGAAAAGGAGAAGUCGGAGAGGCGGUGCCUGGGCUCCGCAGCCCCGCCCUUGGUGUCCAGCAGUGGCGUGGCACGUGUUCCCCCGACCAGCCACGUGGGGCCCGUUCAGCCGGCACGCAGCAGCCACACAGCAGAGCUUCGGGUAGAGGUGGAGCCCCCGCCUCGCCAAAUGCCCCGCGAAGGCAGCUCCUCCGAGUACUCCAGCUCCUCCUCCAGCCCCAUGGGCGCGCAGGCGCGUGAGGAGAGCUCUGACAGCGCUGAGGAGAGCGACAGACGUGCGGACCUGCAGGCCGAGGGCGCCGACAAGGAGAAGCCCGUGGUGCUGUUGAGUCACUUCCCCUCCAACUCCGCCAGACCCACGGCCCAGGUCCUGCCCGUGCAGAACGAGGCCAGCUCUGGCCCCGCGGGCCACCACCCCCUGCCCCCCCAGCUAAUGCCCACAGCCACACCCCUGGCGCCCAUUCGGAUGCUGAGCUCCGUGCACAAGGCAGACAGAGGCAGCGCCGACGUGAAGCUCCUCUCAUCUUCGGUGCACUCGCUUCUGUCCUUGGAAGAUCGGAGCAAGGGGCCCGGCCCCCGGAGUGGUGCGAAAGUGGACAAGAGCUUCAGCAGCGCCGCCCUGGACACCCUGCCCCCCGCAGCGCCCCACCCACCCGUGCAGGUCCUCUCGGGACUUGCGGAGAACAGCCCGGUGUCUCCCACGGUCUCCUUUGGUCCUCGGGCCAAAGUGGAGCCUGCCGCCACGCUGCACAGGGUGCUGAAGACCGUGCCGCAGCCAGCCCUGGCGGCAGAGACCAGCUCGGCCGCGGCGGGCACGCCAAGUGCCGUCCUGCACGUGGCCCGGCCGCCCAUCAAGCUGCUGCUGUCGCCGUCGGUCCCCACCGAGCCCGCCGCGGGGCAGACCUCCUGCCCCAACAGCGUGCAGAUCAGCGUGGCGCCCGCAAUAAUCAACCCCCGGACUGCUCUGUACACAGCCAACACCAAAGUUGCCUUCUCCGCCGUGAGCAGCGUGCCCGUGGGGCCCCUGCAGGGCAGCUUCUGCGCCAGCAGCAACACUGCCUCCCCCAGCAGCCACCCCUCCACGUCCUUCGCCAGCCUGGCCACGCUGCCCAGCUGCCCGGCGCCCAGCUCCAGCCCGGCGCUCUCCUCGGUCCCGGAGAACACGUUCUACGGCGGCGGCGGCGGCGGUGGCGGCGGCUCCACGGGAAACAUUCCUGCCUCCAGCCAGGGCCACCACCACCACCACCACCAUCAGCAGCCCCCCGCGCCCCCCGCACCCCCCCCGCCCGGCUGCAUCGUGUGCACGUCCUGCGGGUGCAGCGGCAGCUGUGGCUCCGGUGGCCUGACUGUCAGCUACGCCAGCUACUUCCAGCACCCGUUCUCGGGGCCGUCCGUGCUCACCUUCCCCUUCCUGCCCUUCAGCCCCGUGUGCGGCAACGGCUACGUGGGCGCCCAGCAGUACGGCGGGUCCAGCUUCCCCGUGGUGCACGCCCCCUAUGGCGGCAGCGUGGCCCCGGAGCCCGUGCUGGGCGGGCAGUCCGCCUUCGCCGUGCCGCCCGUGCAGAACUUGAUGGCUGGGACCGCGGGGCUCUACCAAAGCCAGGGACUGGUGGGCAGUAGCAACGGCUCCAGCCACAAGAAGAGCGGGAACCUGUCUUGUUACAAUUGCGGGGCCACGGGCCACCGUGCCCAGGACUGCAAGCAGCCGUCCAUGGACUUCAACCGGCAAGGUACUUUUAGGUUGAAAUAUGCCCCUCCGGCAGAGAGCCUGGACUCCACAGACUGAUGUUUUUCUCUGGCAAAAGAACACUAUUAAGCCAUGGAGACCUAAGGAAAAGUAAAUUCAGAACUGAGAAGUCUAGUUGCUGUUGAGCUUAAUACUUUUAAUCCAAAGGUGCUUUAUUUUACUAGACUGGAUAGAAAAUCUAGCGUAGAAGUGCAUCAAACUCAAUCUUAUUGCCAAAAUCCUAGAUCGGAGCUUGUGUCAGGACUUGCUGGGGCCUCUCCCCGGCCAGGGAGCCGGCCGCGAGGCCUCUCCGAAGAGCUUCGCCUUGCUGCUCCUUCUAGGCUCACACUCAACUCCAGGGCAGCUACGCCACCUAAAUGGAGAUGCGAGGUCGGAGCUCCCCAGGCAGGCCCCGGGACCUCCGCAGCCCGGGCUAGGGAAGAUGUCUGUCUGUCUGUUUUGUUUUUCUCCUAAAGCGAUGAGGCACUAAUCUCUGGGAUUCUAAGGAUUGCACUACAGAGGAAUGUACCUGGCAGCAGCCGUCUGUGCGGUCGGGGCCAGGUCCCGCCACUCGGCUCGGCUCGGCUCGACUCGACUCGACUCGACUCGGCGUCACCACCAGCAGGCCGCUCGACUGAGCGCACAGCAGAGCUGUUAGUACGCCCUUCCCUUCUUCAAGCACUUGUAGCAGUUCCAGGCUUUCAAUUUUUUUCUCCUGAAAAUAAAUAAUAAACCCUACAAUAAUAAAUAGGAAUAGUUCACUCUCAACAACGUCAUUUCUAAGGGUCCAAAAGACCAUCCUCCUCUGCCCGCUGGGGGCUCCAAACCCGUUCUGUCCACCACACACCAACCCCUGGAGAACACGGGAGCGUCUGGCUUUGUGAGCUGUCUGUGACGGAUGCUACUGGUUGUCAGGAAAGCUGGCGAGUUGCUGUGUCUCGCGGGGGCUCCACGGACCCCGCCCAGCGCCCACUGCUGACAGUCACACUCAGCACAGACAUUUCAACAGUAAUACAGUCCUGUGAUUUAUAAGCAGAAGAUUUGAAACUUUCUCCUGUCAACUUCUUUUGUAUUAAGCUGUGUAUUUAUAGUUAAUUCCGUUAAAAAAUUGCCUAGAAAACUUCAGUAGGAGGAGAUAAGACUCAGAGAAGCCACUCGGCCAGCGCAGCCCAGGCCUGAGCGCAGCAGGAAAUACAGUCCUGUGGGUCCCUGCUUUACCCGCCCACAUGGAAGCAUUUUGGCUCAGAAUUUAGGGACUUCAGUCUUCAAGACGAAAGGGAAUUUUCUCCUCAAUAACGUUACCUAAAAUGCUAAAGCCUUCGUUGUUAAAACACGGAUGGGUGAGGUCUGCCGGCAAUUCUCCAGUGGCAUAUGUACAGAGAGGAACACUGCAGCUUCCAGACCAUUCUUCAAACCGGACAAUCAGCGGCAUGCCAAAUUGGUGUGAGUCAAAAGAAAGCCCUAGAAGGCGUGUGGUGCACUAACUAAAGCAGAACGUUGUUACAUUUUUUUAUGAAGGCUUUUAGUAGAGUUUUAUAGUAUUCUUUUAGUCGUUUUAUUUCUAUGCAAUGCAGAAUUGACAGCCCUGUAUUCUCUGUUACUGGCACAGUGCUCCACGCGGUUCUGAAGGAUGAGCCGCGGACCUCUACCUUCCAAACACUACAGCACGCCGGACAGGACCUGACUGACACUACUUUGCCUUAAAGAGUCCCAGACUGGAGCUUGUGGUGUUGUGUUAAUGAGGAAGACUUCAAGUGUUUAUUGAUGUUUACGAUUUUACUAUUUCUGAAGGCCGUUACAGUGGCCUGGAUAUGUGCUGAAAGCCAAACUUUUAAAUUUUUUGGUUUUUUUAAAACAAAGAAAUAUUUUAAAUAAAUCCUAUUUCAACACAGUGAAAUUGUUGGAAACUGUCUCAUAG
This is a messenger RNA of Dipodomys spectabilis (banner-tailed kangaroo rat), 5145 nucleotides long. It is a transcript of the gene Zcchc14, whose product is annotated as zinc finger CCHC-type containing 14. Lineage: Eukaryota; Metazoa; Chordata; Mammalia; Rodentia; Heteromyidae. Gene Ontology annotation, molecular function: nucleic acid binding; phosphatidylinositol binding; zinc ion binding. The transcript has 13 exons. The coding region runs from base 3 to 3287 and encodes 1094 amino acids. The record is from RefSeq and is a predicted model, not a curated record.